Molecule: messenger RNA, 305 nt
Organism: Scutellospora calospora
Lineage: Eukaryota; Fungi; Glomeromycota; Glomeromycetes; Diversisporales; Gigasporaceae
Source: the annotation of a GenBank genome assembly
CUAAUCUUAAUAAUAUUCAAUUUGAGAAUGAACAAACUAUUCAUCAAGAUUCUAUAAUUCAAAAUAAUCUUAAGAGAAAGUUUUCUAAUCUAGAUAAUAAAUCUGAAAGUAAAUUACAUGAAAUUCAUAAAAAAUUUUAUAUAAAUUUGGAAGAAACAAAACUUAUUUAUAAAAUAUAUGAGCAAUCCUAUACUAUUAACAUUACUACAACAAAUCUUAAAAAACAUUUUGAAAAAAAUCAUAAAGAAAAAUAUAUUGAAAUUUUAAAUAACCAGAGUUUAAUUCAACAACAAACAAAUAAUUGA